Molecule: messenger RNA, 303 nt
Organism: Dentiscutata erythropus
Lineage: Eukaryota; Fungi; Glomeromycota; Glomeromycetes; Diversisporales; Gigasporaceae
Source: the annotation of a GenBank genome assembly
AUGCCCUCUAUCGCUGCUGUACAAAUAUAUAUUGACCUCAGUACCCUCAACGUCAUUCCCAUUGACCCUACUCCCUGCCCCUAUUACGAAGAGCAAAGGUUCGUCAAUAAGGCUGUUGUAGCCUAUGACCAGAUUGUUCUUGCUCUAGAUGAGAAAGAAAGGAUAGAAAGCUUGGUCCAUGCUUUCUAUUUGGGUGAGCUCCUUAAAAAGCACCCCAAAGGCAAAUUACUAAUUUACGGCAAGAAAUACCUCGUCAUUUCAUUGAUGCCUCUCUUCGACUCUACUAGCUCUUUGUGCCCUUAG